This is a messenger RNA of Rhineura floridana, 571 nucleotides long. It is a transcript of the gene FAU, whose product is annotated as FAU ubiquitin like and ribosomal protein S30 fusion. Gene Ontology annotation, molecular function: protein binding; structural constituent of ribosome. The coding region runs from base 130 to 531 and encodes 133 amino acids. Gene Ontology annotation, biological process: translation. NCBI's taxonomy places the organism in Eukaryota, Metazoa, Chordata, Lepidosauria, Squamata, Rhineuridae. Gene Ontology annotation, cellular component: ribosome; cytosolic small ribosomal subunit. The record is from RefSeq and is a predicted model, not a curated record. The transcript has 5 exons.
CUCCCCCGACCUGCCUCUUUCCUUUCUCUCGUCUGCGUGUGCGGCGCGGCGGCGGAUCUUUCACUCCAUCUUGGAUCUUCGGCGCGCGACGGUGAGGAGGGAGACACCCCCCGCUUGGAAGGUGGAACCAUGCAGCUCUUCAUUCGUGCACAGAAUCUGCACACCCUUGAGGUGUCUGGGCAGGAAACAGUAGCUCACCUUAAGGCCCACAUUGAGUCCUUGGAGGGCAUUGUGCCUGAAGAUCAGGUGGUCCUCCUGGGUGGGACUCCCCUGGAAGAUGAUGCGAUCAUUGGGCAGUGUGGUGUCAGUGACCUCACAACACUGGAGGUUGCUGUGCGCAUCCUGGGUGGUAAGGUCCACGGCUCCUUGGCUCGUGCUGGCAAAGUGAGAGGCCAGACCCCAAAGGUUGCUAAGCAAGAGAAGAAGAAGAAGAAGACUGGCCGUGCCAAGAGGCGCAUGCAAUACAACCGUCGCUUUGUCAACAUUGUGCCAGGCUUUGGCAAGAAAAAGGGCCCCAAUGCCAACUCCUAAGCUGCACCCAGUUUACUAAUAAAUCUGAUAUUAUCCUGGA